CAGUGCACAGUGUGAGAGUGGGUUGGACAGUGAGUUUCCAGUGUGUCAUGGGGAAUGCCAAUGUUAGCCACGUUACUGUCACCUGGUACAAGGCGCAGCCUGGAUCAAGCAGAGAGUUGCUGAUCACACAUGAUGCUCGGAACCACGUUCACCGUUACCCGGGUGUUACAUCACGCUUUCAACCUUCUAGGGAUGUCACCAAUAACAGCUACGUACUGACCAUUACAGGCGUGGACCCCAGUGAUGUUGCUAUAUACAUUUGUAGCGUGCGGGGAUCAAGCUAUGGAGCAGGGACCCUGCUGAAUGUGACCACUACAGUGCAGAAACCAGUGCUGGUUCAGUCCCCGCCAGUGCACAGUGUGAGAGUGGGUUGGACAGUGAGUUUCCAGUGUGUCAUGGGGAAUGCCAAUGUUAGCCACGUUACUGUCACCUGGUACAAGGCGCAGCCUGGAUCAAGCAGAGAGUUGCUGAUCACACAUGAUGCUCGGAACCACGUUCACCGUUACCCGGGUGUUACAUCACGCUUUCAACCUUCUAGGGAUGUCACCAAUAACAGCUACGUACUGACCAUUACAGGCGUGGACCCCAGUGAUGUUGCUAUCUACAUUUGUAGCGUGCGGGGAUCAAGCUAUGGAGCAGGGACCCUGCUGAAUGUGACCAUUUCAAACGCGCGAAUGGCUGGAGAGCUGAGAAUUGUCUGGAUCAGUGUGGGGGCUGCGCUGGGAGCUUUGCUCAUUGUUGGAGCUGCUCUUCUCUUCUGGGUCUGCCCAGCUCGAACGAGGAAGCGACAGUCCUCCAAGACUAUUCAGCCUACUGAUAAAUUGCCGGAAUCCCAUUAUAAAAACAUCUCUCUUCCUGGAGUCACACAGGUUUCCCAGAAACCUAAGGAGCUGAGAUUUACCCGCACAGAGACAGGUAACCCCACAAAAUACCAAACCACGUUCGUUCCAAACCAAAACUUGUUAUACAACAGCUUUGAGCCAAACAAUUACAGCAAUGUCCAGCUGAAGGCAACUGAACCGGUGCCAGCGAAAUCCAAUUAUCACAGAGGACAGAGGAACCAGCAGCUCCGACCAACACAACUACCACGCCAGCAUGAGUCAGCACCAAGAUGUCACCGGCAAUCAACACUGAGGCGUUUUAUAGCCUUUAAGAAUUUAGCAGCGCCAACCAGUAGCAAGACUGUAUCGACACCAGCCUGUGAAGAUAUCUAUGCAAAUCAAAGUCAGAUUAGAGCUCAUCUCCUCAAAGAGAAAUCGACUGAUCCUCAAAUGGAUUCCAACUCAAUAUAUAUGAAUUUUGAUCCACGGUAUUAAGUCAGUGAACAACAGAGGGCAUUAAAGAGAUGCUGAAGUGCCGUCAGCCCCUGACAUACCUUAAGAGGACAAACUUUCCUUGAGACAUCAUUCUACAAUUAACGCUGGAGGUUUUGCUCUGUAUAUUUAGACACAACUUUCUGUGAAUUAAUGUAUUAUGUUACCAUAGAGUUGCUUUUGUUCCGACCUGAGAAUGCUCGAUGCUGACACUGUGUGGCUGAAAUAGAAAUGUAUUCCAGUCCAAAAUGCUAAGAUCCCUCACUGAGAGCAGACAGAACCAAGCAUGAGGGAACUUAGCGAGAGAGAGAGAGAGUUCUGAAGACAGAGAGAGAAUGGAUAGCUGUCAAAUUAUCUGUGAGGUUGCUAAUAU
Carcharodon carcharias (great white shark) is the source of this 1686-nucleotide messenger RNA. RefSeq lists its product as uncharacterized. The transcript is spliced from 8 exons. The coding region runs from base 48 to 1316 and encodes 422 amino acids. The record is from RefSeq and is a predicted model, not a curated record. NCBI's taxonomy places the organism in Eukaryota, Metazoa, Chordata, Chondrichthyes, Lamniformes, Lamnidae. Gene Ontology annotation, biological process: immune response; immunoglobulin production.